ACACAGGAAGAAGAAGAAGAGCGGUUUCCGAAAGUGGUAAAUGUCUUUCAGUGGUGGGUCUUGUUUGAGCCCUAAUGUUUACUUAAUUUCGACAAAAAUGAACUAGAUUUAGACCAAACUGAGAGCCAUAAAGAUUCACCUUUAUGGCGCUAAGACCAUCGUUAAGUUCUUAAAGAUGAGUUCUUUUUCCACUACUUUAUUAAGGAAUAAACAAGGAGGCUGUAGAGUGUCAAUUAUAUUUGUUGUAUAAUACAGAGAUACUACACAAAAUAUGUGUACUUUCUGGCUUAACGUUCGAAUUAUGGCCGGAAGUCACGCAGCUCAGCCUCGCUCUGCACCUAUGACGCUGCACGUGAGUUGCGUGUCUUUCCGCCAGCCUUUCGCAGGUUUUGUUCUCGAUGGCGUGAAGACGGUGGAAAGCCGCUGGAGGCCGCUGCUCGCUCCACUGCAGGGCCGCACCGUGGCGGUCCACAUCGCCUGGCGGGACUGGGACGGAGAUGAGUGGCGGGAGGUUCUGGGCGGUCCGCUGGGGAUGACCCACGACCAAAUCCAGAUGUUGCUGGAGUCCGUCGAGAGGUUUGGGCGCGGCGUGGUAGCAGGAUUGGUGGAUGUGGGCAGGACCUGGCAAUGCCCCACCACACUGCAUGGGGAGGAGCUACAACAGCUGGAGCAGGCAGCCGUUCUGAUUGGACUGCAAGGAAAACACCUGACUCACCUGACCAACCCCCGGUGGCUGAAGGCACCGCUUGUUGCUCGAGGAAGUCGGGACCUCUGGACAGUGGAGAUCCCGACACACUUGUUGCCAUGACAGCGCAACAUGCAAACUAAGCCACAUUUUCUACAAGAAAUGAAGGCCACAGACAAUCACAUCAAUUCACCUUAAAUUAGCGUAAACUGCUUUAGCAUUCAGCCUUGUUGACAGAUGAGUAAGCUGAUUGGUUUACUCUAGUUGUUGGUUUAGGCCAUUAUUUUCUGUCAUUGGUUUACCACAUUAAAAAGAGACUUUCUGCUGGUGAAAAACUUUUAUUGACCCUGUAAUAACAGACACACACGUGCGCACACACCGUGUUAACACAAAAACAUCCCUUUAACAAUAUACAGGGACUGGCCAUGCCCCUCUCUCACUGAUUGGCUGGCUCAAACUCAAAAGACACCGUCAGGCUUACAUGGCAGCCCUGACGAGUUAAACGUGCAAAGAAAUGUGACACAGUAAUACUAAUACACAUACUUUGAAGACAUUAGCUUUGGUUGUUAGCUAAGAACUGGGGAAGUUAAGUGUGCAAGUUAGACUGAUGGGGGGA
Messenger RNA from Dunckerocampus dactyliophorus (ringed pipefish), 1301 nucleotides. RefSeq lists its product as uncharacterized. Bases 272 to 808 code for a protein of 178 amino acids. NCBI's taxonomy places the organism in Eukaryota, Metazoa, Chordata, Actinopteri, Syngnathiformes, Syngnathidae. The transcript has 2 exons. The record is from RefSeq and is a predicted model, not a curated record.